AUGGACUCGUCUGAGAAAGAGGGAAGCGGGGCAACGGGCUCUCUUCCUCCUCCCCCGCCUCUGCCUCCCAAUGUGGCACCAAUCAAAGCAGAAUAUGAACCUGCAAAGAAGGUUUUACGUGUCCCAAUGGCCAGGAAAGGUCUUGGAUCUAAAGGGCAGAAGAUAUCUAUUCUCACAAAUCACUUCAAAGUGAAUGUUGGAACUGUUGAUGGGCAUUUCUUCCACUACAGUGUUUCUCUUUCUUAUGAAGAUGGUCGCCCAGUGGUUGGGAAGGGUGUUGGAAGAAAGGUGAUGGAUAAGUUGCAUGAGACCUACAGCAGUGAGUUGGCUGGAAAGGACUUUGCGUAUGAUGGGGAGAAGAGUUUAUUUACUGUUGGUCCUCUCCCAAGUACCAAGCUUGAGUUUCCUGUUGUGCUUGAGGAUGUUACAUCCGACAGGAGUGCAAGCCCUGAUGGCAAUGAAAGCCAAAAAGAGCGUGAAAGGAAGAUAUUAGGACGUAUGCACCCGCCAAAGACAUUUAACGUGGAGAUUAGCUUUGCCGCAAAGAUUCCCAUGCAAGCCAUUCAAAAUGCUCUGCGUGGACAGGAAUCAGGAAACUCACAAGAAGCCCUGAGGGUGCUGGAUAUCAUUUUACGGCAGCAUGCUGCAAAACGGGGAUGCCUACUUGUUCGCCAGUCUUUUUUCCAAGAUGAUGAAAAUAAUUAUACAAACAUUGGCCGUGGUGUCCUAGGAUGCAGGGGAUUCCAUUCAAGUUUCAGAGCUACUCAAGGAGGCCUUUCCCUGAAUAUUGACGUAUCAACUACAGUGAUAUUUCAACCUGGUCCAGUAUUGGAUUUUUUACUUGAGAAUCAGAAUAUGAGAGAUCCUCAGUACCUGGACUGGAGCAAGGCUAAACGAGUGCUUAAAAAUCUGAGGGUAGAAGUCAGACCAUCCAAUCUGGAGUACAAGAUUACCGGAUUGAGUGACCUUUUCUGCAAAGAUCAGAUGUUCUCAUGGAAGCAGAAAAGUAUGAAGAAUGAGAAUGGUGAAGCAGAGACCGUGGAGAUUACUGUUUAUGAAUAUUUUGUCACCCAUCGCAAGAUACAGUUGGCUUAUUCUGCAGAUUUGCCAUGCAUUAAUGUUGGCAAGCCAAAGCGGCCAACAUAUAUUCCUUUGGAGCUGUGCACUUUGGUGUCGUUGCAACGCUACACAAAAGCGCUAUCCACUUUCCAAAGAGCUUCGCUGGUCGAAAAAUCAAGGCAGAAGCCUCAAGAAAGAAUGAGGCUCUUGUCUAUUGCUUUACAUAACAGUAAUUAUGGUGCUGAACCAGUGCUGCGUUCAUGUGGUGUUUCUAUCAGCUCUAAUUUCACCCAAGUGGAAGGCCGUAUUCUGCCUCCUCCGGGGAUAAUAGCGGGCGAUGGUAAAGCUUUCGCGCCUAAGAAUGGGCGAUGGAAUUUCAACAAUAAGAGAUUUGUGGAGCCAACUAGGAUUGAAAGUUGGGGUGUUGUUAACUUCUGGCCACGUUGUGAUGUAAGUCGACUUGUGUUGGAUCUGAUGAGAUGCGGAGAAAUGAAAGGAAUGCAUGUAGAUAGACCAUUUGGUGUGUACACAGAGAAGAAUGAGAACGGACGUCUCUCUCCUGUGGGUAGAGUGGAUAAGAUGUUUGAUGAGAUGAAAUCUGAAAGUAAUGUCUCUCCACGGUUCCUUCUUUGUGUGCUGCCUAACAGGAAAAAUUCUGAUCUUUAUGGUCCAUGGAAGCGAAAGAAUCUUGCCGACUCUGGCAUAGUCACUCAGUGUAUGGCUCCAACUAAGUUCACUGAUCAGUACCUUACGAAUCUGCUUCUCAAGAUUAAUGCAAAGCUUUGA
This is a messenger RNA of Durio zibethinus, 1845 nucleotides long. The record is from RefSeq and is a predicted model, not a curated record. NCBI's taxonomy places the organism in Eukaryota, Viridiplantae, Streptophyta, Magnoliopsida, Malvales, Malvaceae.